GUCCCUUCCAGUCCUCCCGCUACCGGCGCCUGGCCCUGCGUGUGAAGGCGGAGGAGGAUGAUGCCGGCUCUGGCCGGGUGCGGGCCGCGCUGGGGCGGCCUCUACCGGCUCUGCCUGCGGGGCCGUGCCUGCCGCGGAUGGCAAACUUCAGUGAACUGUGGAAGCAUCUGUCAUGUACUCCUGUGCAACCGUCUGUCAGUCCAGUCACUAAGCCAAGUGAGAGCAUAUGCUUCCAAUGGUCAGAAAAAAAGCCCUGGAUCACAGAAUACGAAUGAAUCCACCUCAGAAACUGCUAUGCCCAAAACUGGAACAGCACGGGAUACUACUAGCAUAGGCCAAAAGACACCUUUCUCACAAAACUCAAUCCAAGUAAAAGUUAAAGCAGUCCUUAAAAAGAGAGAGUAUGGACCAAAAUAUACACAGAAUAAUUUCAUCACUGGAGUGAGAGCGAUAAAUGAAUUUUGUCUUAAAUCCAGUGAUCUGGAACAGCUGAGAAAAAUUAGACGACGAAGCCCCCAUGAUGACACUGAAGCUUUCACUGUGUUUUUACGAUCAGAUGUAGAGGCAAAGUCUUUAGAAGUUUGGGGUAGCCCAGAAGCUCUUGCUAGAGAGAGAAAACGACGUAAAGAAGCAGAGAUAGAAUACAGAGAAAAUUUGUUUAAAAAUCAGAAGUUACUGAAGGAAUACAAAGACUUCUUUGGAGACACAAAGCCACGCUCCAGCACAGCAGCUAUGAUGUUCAAGGGACCAGGGAAGGUGGUGAUGGUGGCUAUAUGCAUAAAUGGGUUGAAUUUCGUCUUCAAACUACUUGCUUGGGUUUAUACUGGUUCUGCAAGCAUGUUUUCGGAAGCUAUACAUUCUUUAGCAGAUACUUGCAACCAGGCUUUACUAGCACUGGGCAUCAGUCAGUCUGCAAGGACACCAGACUCUAGUCAUCCAUAUGGUUUCACCAACAUGCGUUAUAUUGCUUCCCUAAUUAGCGGAGUCGGCAUUUUCAUGAUGGGUGCAGGACUUUCCUGGUAUCAUGGAAUUAUAGGUUUACUUCAUCCUCAGCCCAUAGAAUCUCUUCUUUGGGCGUAUUGCAUCUUAGCAGGAUCGCUGGUGUCUGAAGGAGCUACUCUUCUUGUUGCUAUAAAUGAAAUUCGAAGAAGUGCCCGAGCCAAGGGUCUCUCAUUUUAUCAAUAUGUCAUACAGAGUUGUGAUCCCAGUACAAACGUAGUGUUAAUGGAGGAUGCUGCCGCAGUUUUGAGUGUAGCAAUAGCUGCUACUUGCAUGGGUCUGACUUCUUUUACAGGCAAUUCUUACUAUGACAGCAUGGGGUCUUUAGGGAUAGGAUCUUUGUUAGGAGCUGUUUCGGCAUUUCUCAUCUACACCAACACAGAAGCACUUUUGGGACGGUCCAUCCAACCUGAGCAUGUACAGCGACUAACUGAAUUACUGGAAAGUGAUCCUGUUGUAAGAGGAAUUCAUGAUGUUAAAGCCACAGACAUGGGAAUGAGCAAAGUGAGAUUCAAGGCAGAAGUAGACUUUGAUGGACGGGUUGUUACUAGUUCUUACCUGGAAAAACAAGACAUUGAACAGCUGCUACAAGAAAUUCAGCAGGUGAAGACACUAGAGGAACUAGAAGCUUUUAUGCUGAAGCAUGGAGAGAAUAUUAUUGACACCCUGGGAGCAGAAGUAGAUCGGCUUGAGAAGGAGUUAAAGCAACGUAAUCCUGAUGUUCGUCAUGUGGAUUUGGAAAUAUUAUAGACUUAACAGAAGUCCUUUGAAUUUUCCCUUUUGGAAAGAAUAUUGUAAAUGGUGGAACAGCUAUUGAACCUGCAGCCAUCUAAGUACUUUACUUUACCUCACUUCAUGCUGUAGGUUCCUGGACUGUUAGAACAGAUUCAGUUUCUGGAAAAGGAUUAGACUCAAAGGCAGCAAUUUAUGUUGAACUGAU
Messenger RNA from Gavialis gangeticus (Gharial), 1939 nucleotides. RefSeq names its product solute carrier family 30 member 9 (gene SLC30A9). Gene Ontology annotation, cellular component: membrane; nucleus. The record is from RefSeq and is a predicted model, not a curated record. Gene Ontology annotation, molecular function: monoatomic cation transmembrane transporter activity. The transcript is spliced from 18 exons. Lineage: Eukaryota; Metazoa; Chordata; Crocodylia; Gavialidae. Bases 58 to 1749 code for a protein of 563 amino acids. Gene Ontology annotation, biological process: zinc ion transport; transmembrane transport; positive regulation of transcription by RNA polymerase II.